Molecule: messenger RNA, 1278 nt
Organism: Arachis stenosperma
Lineage: Eukaryota; Viridiplantae; Streptophyta; Magnoliopsida; Fabales; Fabaceae
Product: zinc finger BED domain-containing protein RICESLEEPER 2-like
Exons: 4
Coding region: 1-1278 (425 amino acids)
Molecular function (GO): DNA binding
Source: RefSeq, a predicted model, not a curated record
AUGAAUUCUGAAACUGUGAGUAACCUUGUUACUACUGGAGUUGGUUCUGAGGCUGCUCCGAUCGAGGUUGAUGAAUCUAGUUUGAAAAGGCUGAAACUAGCAACCUCCAAUCAUGAAGAUAUUAGUCAGACUAUAGCAGAAUUGCAACUUAAAAUGGGUUCAUUUAAGAUUGAUUCAGGAGUAACUAGAGAUAUAUUUGCUGGGUAUGUAGUUGCUGGGGAUAAGCCUUUUAAUAUGGUUGAUGAUAGGAGAUUUAGAAAUUGGGUGAAAUAUAUUAGUCCAACUUUGAAAGUUCCUUCUAGGAAUAUGGUUAAGGCUGACAUAGUGAAAGUUCACAAGAGAGAAGCUGCGAAACUUAAAAAAAUUUUAGUUUCCAUUCCAAAUAGAAUUUGCUUACCAUCUGAUCUUUGGACUUCUAGUACCAAUGAGGGAUUUUUUUCCAUUACUUUGGAUAAUGCUUCUUCUAAUGAUACUUGUGUUGAACACUUGAAAAGUACUUUGGAUGUGCAUGGUUCAUUGUUGUGUGGUGGUGAAUUCUUUCAUGUUCGUUGCUCUGCUCAUAUUUUAAAUCUUAUUGUCCAAGAUGGAAUGAAAAUAUGUGGUGAUGCAGUGUAUAAGAUUAGAGAGUCUAUUAAGUUUAUGAGAAAAUCUGAAAGUCGAAUGGUUAAGUUUAAAGAAUGUUUUGAAGAUAUUGAGGGACUUGAGUAUACGACUGCAUUAUGUUUAGAUGUUCCUACUAGGUGGAAUUCACUUUAUGCAAUGCUUGCAAGUGCUAUUCCUUAUAAGAAAGCUUUUGAAAUGUAUAAAGUAAAAGAAGCUGGGUUUAGGGAGUAUUGUCCUUCAUCAGAUGAGUGGAGAAGAACUGAAAAGAUAUGUGAUUUCUUGUUACUAUUUUAUGAAACUACCAAGUUGAUGUCUGGAACUUCUUACCCAACAUCCAACUUGUAUUUUUUACAAGUUUGGCAAAUCCAGCUUAUUUUAAUGAAUAGUUUGAAGAAUGAUGAAGUGCUUAUAAGUAACAUGGGAGAAAAAAUGAUGAUUAAGUUCAAGAAAUAUUGGAAAGAAUACAGUGUUGUUCUUGCAUUUAGGGUAGUUCUUGAUCCUAGAUUUAAACUCAACACUUUGGUUCAUUGCUAUAAUGAGAUUGAUCCUAUUAGUGCUAAAGACAAAGUGGAGCAUGUGAAGAGUAAGUUAUACAAGCUUUUUGAGGUUUAUGACCAAAAUUCCUCUACAACUGUAGAGAGUUCUUCCCAACUUUCAAGAUUUGAUGUCCCGUAA